AUGAAAUUGUGCUGGCUUUUUAUUAUCUACUGGAUUGCGAUUUUGGAUUCGAGCAAUGGAAAUCAGGUAAAAAACAUGACAAAACCCGACAGAUCACCAAGUAAAUUCUUAGCGAAGCAAAAUAAUGACAUAACUAUAAAAAUUAUGAUGCACAUAGAUCAGCCACUAACUAAAAAAUUAGCAGUGGAAUACAGAGUAAAUACAAGAAAAAAACUAAAAUCAGUGACACAAAAAAUCUUAGAAGAUGUUAGAAAGUUUUUCAUUCAUAGAAGUUUGAAUCAAACUAUUAGAUUUAAGUUGAUCGAUACGAAAUUUCUAAGAAACAGUGAAAGAGUAGCUUUAGAUGAGAAUGCACCGAAGUAUUUGAAAAGUUAUUGCGAAUGGCAAAGUGAAAAGAAAAUGUCUCAGAAAACUUGGUAUUAUUCUGUGCUGUUGACUGGUUUAGAUCUCUUUCAUGUGAACAAUGGAAGAAAAAUUAGGAGUAAUUCAGGUCGCGGUUACACGAAAGGUAUUUGCAACGUCAAAAAAAGCUGCGCGAUUGUAGAGUGGGAUCCUAAACUUUCUGGAUUUUUACUAGCCCAUGAGAUAGGACAUAGCCUCGGCAUGAGACACGACGGUCCUCCAUACAAUCAAUGCAAAAGUCAACAGAAUAUUAUGGCCCUUAGACAUGAUUUUAACAAGCAUCCUAAGACCUGGUCUCCCUGUAGUUGGUAUUCUUUGAAGCAAUUUCUAAAGACGAGUAAAGCAUGGUGUGUUAAGCCCGAAACUAUAAAUAGAACUUCUUUAAAAUUUCUUCAA
Messenger RNA from Brenthis ino (lesser marbled fritillary), 798 nucleotides. The record is from the annotation of a GenBank genome assembly. Lineage: Eukaryota; Metazoa; Arthropoda; Insecta; Lepidoptera; Nymphalidae.